AUGUCGGUCGUGAAGACGUACAUCCUUGCUCCCAACUUCUCCUUCCAACCCGACGGCUCGAUCAAAAUUGGCAAUAUCAUUGCCGAGCCCUUCAGGCCAACAAAGCCGCUCUCUGCGCUCGACCUUGUUACCAACUCCAUCGAAAUCAUCACCACUACUGAGCUACAAUCAAGCAUUCGCAAAGUCAAGAGCCGCUCCGGUCAUGGCAGCAUCUGGGCACAGUUCCUCCAAACUGCAAGCGGUCAUGUCGGCGCAGGAAAAAGCACCGAUAGAGCGACCAGCUACGAGAGCGACAGUCUGGACACCAUCCAGCUCAAGUAUGAUCCAACAGAGGAUCAGGUCACACCGCUGCUGCAGAACAGCAAGGUACUGGCCGCAAUGAAUGCCGGCAUCUUCGGCAGACAGCCCGUCUACAUGAUUACAGGACUGAAGAUUGCCAGAGGCUUCAGCAUGAAGAAUCAAGUUACUACCAAUUACGAGGUCAGUACAGGCUUUGGCGUACCAGUAACGGAUCAGAUCUCCGUGGGCUUUGACGUCGGACGAGGCCACGGCAACGAGGUCGAGACGUCCUUCCGGUCUGCGAACGACAUCAUCUUUGCGUAUCAGUUGCACAAGAUUGCUUUGAAAGGGAGGAAGACCACAACUACGAAUGUCGACGUGUAUGCUCCCAAGUCAGCAUUCCUUCACGAUGAUGAUGAUGAACGGGACAGGGACGUGGCAAUAGUGAAUCCUGCAUCGGCGGAUGAUGUCGACGAGGCUUUGGCAGCAGACGAAAGUACAGAGAUUGAGGUUGCAAAUGUCAUGGAUGGUGAGGAAGAACAGGCUCGAAAGAACCAGACGAGGCUGAAAGUCGCCCUGAAUUUAGAGCCACAACACCUUCGCAUCCCUGCUCGCGAGCGCCCUCCAGCUCAGAAAGCAUAUAGCAACCAAGCCCUCCCUCACCCAAAUUCUCACAGCUUCCGCACGAAUCUGCACACGUUCACCGACCUUCAGCACGCCGAUCGCCGAUCACGAAGCUCGAAAACGCCUCUUCCAGCACAUCACACCACCUCCAGCCGCAGCCUCGCCGGCGGUUCGCACUGCAGCCGACGAAUCAUGUCCGACUAUAUCGACCCCGAAUUCCAGGGCGAUGCGCUGGCCGGCUUCGAGUCGAUGGACAACUUCAUGGACUGGGAUGGAGGAGAGGACUGGGUUCCUGAUUGGGUUGGCGUCGAGGAUGACGCUGCCCAAGGCAGGUGA
Saxophila tyrrhenica is the source of this 1239-nucleotide messenger RNA. RefSeq lists its product as uncharacterized. The record is from RefSeq and is a predicted model, not a curated record. Bases 1 to 1239 code for a protein of 412 amino acids. The transcript is spliced from 2 exons. NCBI's taxonomy places the organism in Eukaryota, Fungi, Ascomycota, Dothideomycetes, Mycosphaerellales, Extremaceae.